UUUAUUCAGUAGCAGGAGUGCAAACCUCAUACGUUGAGGGAGAAAGGCAGCGGGAGACGGCCGCCGAGAUUCCCCCAUCUCUUUGAAUAUAAUUUUAGAUUGAGAUUCAGAUUAAAUCCGAGGGGAAAACACUUUAUGAGGCUGAAAGCUGUGUCGUUGCCAGAGCCAGGGUUAUGAGCGAUCAAAUGCAAUUACAUUAAGACAGAUUAUACUGGGCAAAUUGAGCCAUUUAGAAGGUGAGAAUCAAAGAAACGGCUCUGAUCCUCUCUUCCCCCUUCUCUCUCCCUCUCCUUCUCUCUCUCUAAAUUGCAGUUCAUAGUUCCUUGCAAUUCUGAGGCACAAAAGUAGGUGAGACUGCUUUUGUAUCUGCGAAGUGCUUCACUCCUGAAUGUAAUUCUAGCUGAGUGCAAUCUAGGUUAAGAGCCGGGCAAGCGGGUAAUUAGAGCCCGCUCGCUGCCCGAGGACCGGCCGCCCCGCCGAAGCGCGCCCGGAGCCGGCGCCCUUCUCCCGGCCGAGCCGAGCUGCGGCUGGACACGGAGCGCCCGAGAUGAUGGUGCUGGACAAGGAGGACGGUAUGCCGAUGCUCUCCGUCCAGCCCAAAGGGAAGCAGAAGGGCUGCGCGGGCUGCAACCGCAAGAUCAAAGACCGCUACCUGCUGAAGGCGCUGGACAAGUACUGGCACGAGGACUGCCUCAAGUGCGCCUGCUGUGACUGCCGCCUGGGCGAGGUGGGCUCCACGCUCUACACCAAGGCCAACCUCAUCCUGUGCCGGCGCGACUACCUGAGGCUCUUUGGCACCACAGGAAACUGCGCUGCCUGCAGCAAGCUGAUUCCAGCCUUCGAGAUGGUGAUGCGGGCCCGGGACAAUGUAUAUCACCUCGACUGCUUCGCCUGCCAGCUCUGCAACCAGAGAUUUUGUGUGGGAGACAAAUUCUUCCUGAAGAACAACAUGAUCUUGUGUCAGAUGGACUAUGAGGAGGGGCAACUCAAUGGCACCUUUGAGCCCCAGGUUCAGUGACGCCCGGCGCCUGGCCGCCCGGCCCGUCCGUCUGCCCGCCCGCCUGCCCAUCCGCCCGGCUGGCCAGCCGCUCUCCUGCCGAUUACAGCUCCUCUGUCCUCGAUGGGAGGAAGGGCCCUUCCUCCAGCGCCGCCCGUCUGUGUGUGACCCCUCCUGGGGCCAGGCUGGGCCUGUACAGUCUGUCUUCUGUAUAUAAAUGGGAACAUUUAUUUUAUGAGAAAUGUAAUGCGAUUUUAUUACUGGCGUGGAUUAAACUUAUGAAUGUU
Globicephala melas (long-finned pilot whale) is the source of this 1284-nucleotide messenger RNA. RefSeq names its product LIM domain only 1 (gene LMO1). The record is from RefSeq and is a predicted model, not a curated record. Gene Ontology annotation, biological process: positive regulation of transcription by RNA polymerase II. NCBI's taxonomy places the organism in Eukaryota, Metazoa, Chordata, Mammalia, Artiodactyla, Delphinidae. Gene Ontology annotation, molecular function: DNA-binding transcription factor binding; transcription coactivator activity. Gene Ontology annotation, cellular component: nucleus.